Molecule: messenger RNA, 404 nt
Organism: Ceratitis capitata (Mediterranean fruit fly)
Lineage: Eukaryota; Metazoa; Arthropoda; Insecta; Diptera; Tephritidae
Product: COP9 signalosome complex subunit 9
Exons: 2
Coding region: 141-320 (59 amino acids)
Biological process (GO): negative regulation of protein neddylation
Source: RefSeq, a predicted model, not a curated record
CAUUCCCUUUUACACAGAAAUAAUUUUUGUUUUGUCUGAAGUCGCAUUUUCUUGGUAAAACGAAAAGUUUUACAGAAAUAUUUUAAAAAAUCUAGAGUUGUUUUGUUUACUUUACUACAACGGAUCCCGUAUUACGUGAGAUGAAGCCAACACCGGCUGCCGAUGAAAUGUUUAGCACGGACAUGGAAGAGUCCGGUAGCUCUUCUGGUCUGCUAAUCGACUUACCAACCAAUGAGAAGCAGGUGCAUGCUGACUUCUACAACGAUUUUGGUGAUUUAUUUGAUGAUGAUGACGAUAUGUCAGAAAAUAAUAGCGGUUAAUGUAAUCAGAGUAAACGUAUUCGAAGUUAUGUUAAAUUUAGGUGCAUUUUUUUAAUAAAAAUCAUUAAUUAUUUGACUUUCAAA